CCAUCCCCUCUUCUCAUCUCUCUCUCUCUCUCUCUCUCACAUAGGAACUCUCAAGAGGGUUUCAAGCUUUAUAGUCACUGCUACAAUUCCAUUUCACAAAUAUGAAAGUUCUCAUUUUCACAAGCAUUAGUGGAGCAGGAGGAGUUCUAUAAAAGUCUUAAUUGUACGGAGUUCAAGAUUCAUCAGUAUAUUUCAAUGGCUUUAAUGAGCACUCCAGGAGGCAAUUCGGCAUUAGCUUCUUCUUUAACACCUCGAUGGAAGUACGAUGUCUUCCUUAGUUUUAGAGGUGAAGAUACUCGUAAUGGUUUUACAGACCAUUUAUAUGAUGCUUUGCAACGUAAGGGUCUUUUCACUUUUAGGGAUGAAGAAAAACUUGAUAAAGGAAAAUCUAUUUCCCUAAAUCUCUUGAAAGCAAUAGAAGAAUCGAGAUUUGCUAUCAUCGUUCUCUCAAAAAACUAUGCAUCUUCCACGUGGUGCUUGGAUGAACUUGCACAUAUUGUUAGAUGCAUGAAAGAAAAAGGAUUGAUAAUUCUACCGGUAUUUUACCAUGUAAAUCCAUCUUAUGUACGAAAACAGACCGGAAUUUUUGCACAAACCUUUGAUGAAUACAAAAAACGUUUCAAGGAAAGCAUGGAGAAGUUGGAAACAUGGAGAGAUGCUUUGACAGAAGUUGCCAAUCUCUCUGGUUGGCAUUUACAAGACAGGCAUGAGUCAGAAUUUAUCCAACAUAUUGUACAAGUGAUAUUACAAAAAUCGAGCUCUAGUUUCUCAAGCUUUACCAACGACUUGGUAGGAAUAGAUUCUUCAGUGGAAGAAUUCAUCACUUCAAAUUUAGAUCUUGGGAAUAAUGUUUGCAUGACAGGGAUUUGUGGUAUGGGGGGGCUGGGAAAGACAACUCUUGCUAGAGUUGUUUAUGAUAAGUUUGGUAAUAGUUUUGAAGGUUCAAGUUUUAUUGCAAAUGUUAGAGAAGAUUCUGAAAAAUAUGGGUUGUGUCGAUUACAACAACAACUUCUUGUAGACAUUUUAGAGGAAAGAAAUAUAGAUAUAAGGAAUGUAUAUCAAGGAGUUGACAUGAUCAAGAAUAGGCUACGUCAUAAAAAAAUCCUACUUGUUCUAGAUGAUGUCAACCAACUUGACCAAUUAGAAAAAUUGUCUGGAGAGUAUGGCUGGUUUGGAUUGGGGAGUUGGAUCAUCAUAACAACUAGAGAUGAACAUUUGUUGGUCCAACAUGGAGUGCAUAAAAUAUAUAAGCUUGAUGCAUUAAAUAGUGAUGUUGCUCUAAAACUUUUUUGUUUGAAAGCCUUCAAAAAAGAGCAACCCAAAGAAGGAUAUAUGCAACUCUCCCAAGAAUUUAUAUACAUUGCUAAUGGUCUUCCAUUAGCUCUUGUUACUUUGGGUUCCUUUUUGUUUGGAAGGACAAUGGAUGAAUGGAAAAGUGCAUUGGCAAGUGUUAAAAAAAAUCCUAAAAGAGAAAUAUUUGAUACGCUUAAAGUCAGCUACGAUGGACUAGAGGAAAUGUGGAAGGAAAUAUUCUUGGAUAUUGCAUGUUUCUUUAGAGGGAAGACAAAAGAUCGAGUAGUAGAGAUAUUAGAAAAUUGUGGUCAUGAUGCAAGAAUUGGUAUGAGUAUUCUCAUGCAUAAAUCUCUCAUAACCAUAGAAAACAAUAAAUUAUGUAUGCAUGAUUUACUACAAGAAAUGGGUAAAGAAAUUGUCCGUCAAGAAUCACGUGGAGAGCCUGGAAAGCGUAGCAGAUUGUGGCUUCUUGAGGAUUUGUUUCAUGUAUUGACUAAAAAUACGGCAACAGAAGCAAUUCAAGCCAUAGUCAUAAACCGUUACCAAUGGGACAGAGGAGAUUGGACCUUUGAACCCCCCUUUUAUGAAUGGGAAGUACCACACUGGAACAUUGAAGUCGUUCCUGAAGCUUUUUCAAAGAUGGGUAAUCUUAGAUUGCUUAUAGUUGACAAUAUGUCUAUAUUGAAUGGCCUCAAUCAUCUUCCAAAUGACCUAAGAUUUCUUGACUGGUUUGGCUAUUCUUCAAAAGUUUUGCCGUCCAGUUUCCAACCAAAAGAGCUUGUUGAACUUAAUUUACAGUUUAGCGAAAUUAAAUAUCUUUGGGAAGGAGUGAAGUAUUUAGACAAGUUAAAAUGCAUGGAUCUCAGUUAUUCAGCGAGGCUUGUUCAUACACCUGACUUCAAUGGGUUUCCAAGGCUAGAGAGACUAAUUCUUAGUUGUUGCACUAAUUUGGUUGACAUCCACCCAUCUAUUGGACAACUCAAGAGGCUUGUUGACUUAGAUCUGGAACACUGUAAAUCUCUUACCAAUCUUCCCAGCAUAUCUACUGAAAUGGAGUCCCUUCAAAUUCUUAAUCUUUUUGGGUGUUACCAACUCAGGGAAAUUCCAGAAUUUAAUGGAAUUUUGAAAAGCCUAUCAGAACUUUAUUUGGGUGGGACUAGAAUCAAAACACUACCCUCAUCAAUCGAUUGUUUGACUGCCCUUACUUUAUUAAAUCUAAAAGACAGCGAUCUCAAUUGUCUUCCAAGUAAUAUGAAUGGUUUGGCCUCUCUUGAAAAACUCGUCCUCACGGGAUGCUUCCGUCUUUACGACCUGCCAGAGAGCAUUUGGAAAAUAGAGUGUUUGAAGGAACUUGAGUUGAUUGGAACUUCCAUUUGGAAACUUCCCUCAGCCAAUGAUGUCUGGAAAGAUCGAUUGAAAGAACAAUUUGUGCGGAAUAUACCCUGGAAGUUUUGCCGAGAACCUCAAUCGUCAGAACCUUCUUAUGAUGAGCUCAGCCGUAAAGCAGCAUUUACAAUAUUGAACCGUUACCUACAGGGACUCCUUCGUGGAAAAACUGAAUUUCAGACAAUUAUUCCCGGAUAUGGAAUUCCGGAGUGGAUAACUUAUACAUUUCGGGGGGAUUCAAUAAGAAUAGCGCUGCGUCCAAAUUGGUGUAAUAGUAAAUGGAUGGGAUUCAUUCUCUCUGCUCAUAUCUAUUUAAUUGAGGAAAGAUUUGGUCUUGGAGUUCGUGUGAAAGCCCUUGGUGACAUACCACACGGUCAAUAUGCCUCUAAAACUUUCUUUAGAAUAACAGCCUCGCGGCAGAUCGCUCACUACAAUUGUCUAUUGUAUUUGUGUCGUGAUGAUUGGUUUGCUGCUGUUCCAAAUGCUGAUCAAUGCAGUCUGAUUGAGGUUGUAUUUGAGAACUAUGGCUCAAUAAGGGAAGUGAUGCAUUGUGGGGUUGGUUUGGUAUACGAGCAAGAUGUGGAAGAGUUUAACCAAACAAUUGCACAAACUGGGGAGUCACCAAGUCACUACGGGUUGAAUGGUGUCGAGAUCCUUGAGUAGCUGUAACGACACUGAGCCUAAAUGCAUUUAAGAGCUUUUCUGUGGUUAUGACAAUUGACAUGUCUGCAGAAGAUGACACUCAUGCAUAAUUUGUUUAUACUUUGACUGGUUACUAAACAGGGAAGAUUUCCAUAGGGUGAAUUUCAAAUCAGGCUACUGCUAUUUGAAGUUCAUAAGCAUUUCUGUCAGUCUGACUAUGUAUUGGAUUUUUUUUUUUUUUCUUAAGAAAAAAUUCUGGUAUGUUGUAUUGAAUUCAUAUUUGGUUUCAGUUAUCAUAAUUUGAAAAUGUAAUUGAGUGACAAAUC
This is a messenger RNA of Quercus robur (English oak), 3647 nucleotides long. RefSeq names its product disease resistance protein RUN1. The record is from RefSeq and is a predicted model, not a curated record. Gene Ontology annotation, biological process: defense response; signal transduction. The coding region runs from base 196 to 3342 and encodes 1048 amino acids. Gene Ontology annotation, molecular function: ADP binding. NCBI's taxonomy places the organism in Eukaryota, Viridiplantae, Streptophyta, Magnoliopsida, Fagales, Fagaceae. The transcript has 7 exons.